This is a messenger RNA of Penicillium alfredii, 408 nucleotides long. RefSeq lists its product as uncharacterized. Bases 1 to 408 code for a protein of 135 amino acids. The record is from RefSeq and is a predicted model, not a curated record. NCBI's taxonomy places the organism in Eukaryota, Fungi, Ascomycota, Eurotiomycetes, Eurotiales, Aspergillaceae. The transcript has 3 exons.
AUGGUCAAGGUCAAUUUCGCAUCCCUUUCCUUGUUUAUUUCCCUGGCCGCUGCUAGCGGUUGGAUGGAUACCUGCAAAAAUGAGGACCUCUCGCCCGAAGGAGCCGUCACUGCUUCAUGCAGCAAGGGAAAAGAUGCUGGAUGGAACGAUGGUGCCAGCAUUGACCUGACAAAGAACUGCUUCAAGUGGGAUCCUGCAUCUGGAAAAUCCACCAUCUACCAUGGUGGCGAUGGGCUGAAAGGUUGUCGCAAAUUUGAAAUCAUCCAAGUUCCACAGGCAACACCGAUCCUCCAGGCAGAAUGUGAUAUUCCCUCCAACGUGCAAAACUCCAAUCAGACCACAGGCUCGGUUCGAAUUGAGUGGAAUAAUGAUCUUCUCAGCAAUCAAGGUGGUAACCUGGGCUGCUAA